This is a messenger RNA of Suillus subalutaceus, 1400 nucleotides long. RefSeq names its product phosphoglycerate kinase. The coding region runs from base 27 to 1277 and encodes 416 amino acids. Gene Ontology annotation, cellular component: cytosol. Gene Ontology annotation, molecular function: phosphoglycerate kinase activity; ATP binding; ADP binding. The record is from RefSeq and is a predicted model, not a curated record. Lineage: Eukaryota; Fungi; Basidiomycota; Agaricomycetes; Boletales; Suillaceae. The transcript has 8 exons. Gene Ontology annotation, biological process: gluconeogenesis; glycolytic process.
CACUGAUCCUAAAGUUAACGACGACCAUGUCUCUCUCGAACAAGCUCUCUAUCACAGAUCUCGACCUCAAGGGCAAGCGUGUCCUCAUCCGCGUUGACUUCAAUGUUCCCAUGCAGGAUGGCAAAAUCACUAACCCUGCUCGUAUUGUGGCAGCGUUGCCCACUAUUAAAUAUGCUCUCGACAAUGGCGCGAAGACCGUUGUCCUCAUGUCCCAUCUCGGCCGCCCCGAUGGCAAAGUUGUUGAGAAGUAUUCCCUCAAACCAGUCGCUGGCGAGCUCAAGAAGCAUCUUGGAAAGCCCGUAAUCUUCCUUUCCGACUGCGUGGGCCCUGAGGUUGAGAAGGCCGUGAAUGCUGCUGAAUCUGGCUCUGUCAUCCUUCUCGAAAAUCUCCGCUUCCAUAUUGAGGAGGAGGGUUCUGUCAAGAACAAAGAUGGUACGAAAAUCAAGGCUGACCCUGCCAAGGUUGCAGAGUUCAGGGAGGGCCUUACAAGACUAGGCGAUGUCUACGUCAACGAUGCCUUUGGCACAGCUCACCGUGCUCACUCGAGUAUGGUCGGCGUUAAAUUGCCACAACGAGCCGCAGGUUUCCUUGUCAAGAAGGAGCUCGAGUACUUCGCAAAAGCUCUUGAGAAUCCUGACCGGCCUUUCCUCGCUAUCCUUGGAGGUGCUAAGGUCUCCGACAAGAUUCAGCUGAUUGAAAAUAUGUUAGAUAAGGUUAACUCUCUUAUUAUCUGCGGUGGCAUGGCUUUCACGUUCGCAAAGACAUUGGACGAGGUGUCCAUUGGAGACUCCCUUUUCGACCAAGCCGGUUCUGAAAAGGUUAGAGCCCUUGUCGAAAAGGCAAAGAAGAACAAUGUGAAACUGGUUUUCCCCGUCGACUACAUCACUGCUGACAAGUUCGAUAAAAAUGCGAAUACCGGGACUGCGACUAUUGCUGAAGGCAUUCCUAGUGGGUGGAUGGGCCUUGAUGCUGGCCCGAAGAGCCGCGAGCUGUAUCGCCAGACAGUACUCGAGGCCAAGACCAUCCUAUGGAACGGUCCUCCUGGUGUGUUUGAGUUCCCUGCUUUUGCAGAGGGCUCGAAAGCUCUCCUCGAUGCAAACGUCGAGGCUGCGCAGAAGGGCGCGACUGUCAUCAUCGGUGGUGGUGAUACUGCAACGGUUGCAGCGCUCUACAACGCUGAGGACAAGAUAAAUCACGUCAGCACAGGCGGAGGUGCUAGCUUGGAGCUGUUGGAAGGCAAGAUCCUGCCUGGUGUGGCUGAGCUUAGCGAGAAGUAACUCGAUGAGGGAAGAAAGAUGGCUUGUUUAUAGAGUGGUUUGUACCUUACUGCGCCGGUCAAUAGAACUACGAUGGAAUUGUACUAAAUAUAUCAGUUGGGAAAACACGUAUUUGAGCACAAA